Cervus elaphus (red deer) is the source of this 2404-nucleotide messenger RNA. It is a transcript of the gene POP4, whose product is annotated as POP4 homolog, ribonuclease P/MRP subunit. The coding region runs from base 240 to 851 and encodes 203 amino acids. Gene Ontology annotation, biological process: rRNA processing; tRNA 5'-leader removal. The record is from RefSeq and is a predicted model, not a curated record. Gene Ontology annotation, cellular component: ribonuclease P complex; ribonuclease MRP complex. The transcript has 7 exons. Gene Ontology annotation, molecular function: ribonuclease P RNA binding. NCBI's taxonomy places the organism in Eukaryota, Metazoa, Chordata, Mammalia, Artiodactyla, Cervidae.
GGUGAUGUCACGGGCGCGCCACCCCAUGAGCCAGGAGCCCGGGACUCCAGCUCCGGGAAGCAGGUCGUCGGUCUGUCAGCCUGCUUACCGCGCGACUUCGGGCACAAGGAACGUCUGCGCCACAAACUUGGACGAGAGAGGCUGUAGUGGUCGAGGGCUGCUGAAGAAAGUAGAGGCGGAUAAAGAGUGAGCGACGCCUGAAGGAGACGUCAGCAGAGCGCACCGGAAGCGGUCAGAGAAUGACGAGUGCCGUCUACCAUGCCUUUUCUCAGAAGGAGGCAAAAGAGUUCGACGUUCAGCAGCACAUGGGAGCCCAGCGGGCCGAGGCCUUCGUGAAGGCCUUCCUGAGGCGGAGCAUGCCCCGCAUGAGCCAGCAAGCCCUAGAGGACCACCUGCAACGCAAAGCCGUUGUCCUGGAGUACUUCACUCACCGGAAGCAAAAGGAAAAGAGAAAGAAAUCUAAAGGCCUUUCUGCCAAGCAGAGGAGGGAGCUGCGGCUCUUUGACAUUAAACCAGAGCAGCAGAGAUACAGUCUUUUUCUCCCUCUACAUGAACUCUGGAAACAGUACAUCCGGGAUCUAUGCAACGGCCUCAAACCAGACAUGCAGCCACAGAUGAUUCAGGCCAAGCUUCUAAAGGCAGAUCUUCACGGCGCUAUUGUUUCAGUUACAAAAUCCAAGUGCCCCUCCUAUGUGGGUGUUACAGGGAUCCUUUUACAAGAAACAAAGCACGUUUUCAAAAUUAUCACUAAAGAAGACCGCCUGAAAGCUUGCCACCUGAAACACCACUCAGCUCCUCUAUGUGCAAGAGAAGCCAUGAUAAGUUCCAGCCCUGUGAACAGGACCUUCUGAGGGAGGAGGGCCUGUCCCUGCAGGGCCCCUGCAGGAGAUGUGACAACAUGAUUUGAGCCUGAGGUGGUGUUUGACGCCUAGCCCACAGAAGAUGGGACACCGUGGCCUGGGGACUGGAAACAUGAUUUGCAUUUGCUGUCUGAUAACUCGCAGGGCUAUGGAUUUUGGAUCUGUGUCCUUUCUGUGUGUGAGUCUAUCAUGUGGGUGCUACAUAUGUUUCUGCAAGUUAAGCAUCUCCCUGGAAGUCCUGUUUUCUUGAUGGUAGCUGGGUUGCCCUAACAGCUCUUGCUCAAGGAUCAUGGAUUGAAAGCGAGGAAACUCAAAGUCCUGAGAAAUGGGGCGUGUCACCAACUUUACAGUUUUAAUACCUCCCUCUCAAAAUAUGUGCUCUGUCUCUCUGCCCUGGACUUCCAUGACCAAGAAGUCAGCAGUGCUGUUACUAGGGUGUGAUCACCACAGAUGUCCUCAUCCCCACCCAUGAGAAGCUCUAGCGGGUGUGACAGACAGCGAGUGGUGGGAACGGUUAUCAUGGGGGCUGCAGAGUGGGGUGGCAGGGGUGGGAGGGGAAGCUGGUAGGUCUGGAGGUGGAGCAGGCUUCCCUGGGGACCUGACCUUAUGAUGAGGCCAGAGGGCUGAGCUGGAACCAGGCAGGCAGAGGAACCUCCUACAGAGGAACUGGGGGCAGGCAGAGGGGCGUGGGCAGGGGAAGAGUACUGACCGCAGCCGGAGGCUUUGGACACUGGGCAGGGCAGCGGGAAGCCAGGGUCGGGGGAGGAAAGGAGACAGGGGUGAGGUGGAGCUGGCCGGGGCCAGGCCUGGAAGACCAGCACGGAGGCUGUGCCUGUGAGGGACCAGAGUGCCAGCCUCAGGGAUACACAAAAGCAGGUUUGAAGGGUGCACACAACUCCCCACAGACAAGGCCUUGUGUUCACAAGCCUCCCACACGAGCCACCACCUGAGUCUCCAUUCACAGCCUCAUGACCUGUAAGGUGGAACCUUACAGGCCAAUAAGCAGAGGGUGGCCUCAGCCAGCCAGGCUGUAAGUGGAGGGCUGGAGCACGGCCAGCAGGACCAAGGAGGCAGGAGGAGGCUGCAGGUGGGCUGUCUCGGGCAAGAAAGCGCCAGUGGGCAGGUGGGGAAUGAAGCAGGAACCCCUGGGCAGCAGGAAAUGAAGAGGAAGAUGGGAAAGCUGGACCAAGAACAGGGAGUGGUGUGGGCACUCUUCUGAGAUGUCCUUCCCUGCUUUGGCUCUGUCGCGUAGGCAAGCCACCACCUUUGCAGUGUCUGUGUCCCCAUCUGUAAAAUAAGCGUCACAAAUAAGGCACAGUGAGUAAGAUUUACUCUGUGGGACUUCCCUGGAGGUCCAGUGGUUGAGAAUCUGCCUUCCAAUGCAGGGGAUGUGGCUUUGACCUCUGGUUGGAGAACUAAGCUGCACGUGCCGCAGGGAAAUUAGGCCUCCACGCCACAACUGGAGAGAAGCCCAUGCUUUGCAUCAAAGAGACCAUGUGCCGCAGCGAAGACCCAACACAGUCAAAUAAAUAAUUUAGGAAAGA